Molecule: messenger RNA, 848 nt
Organism: Manis pentadactyla (Chinese pangolin)
Lineage: Eukaryota; Metazoa; Chordata; Mammalia; Pholidota; Manidae
Gene: EIF4EBP1
Product: eukaryotic translation initiation factor 4E binding protein 1
Exons: 3
Coding region: 62-418 (118 amino acids)
Biological process (GO): negative regulation of translational initiation
Cellular component (GO): cytoplasm
Molecular function (GO): eukaryotic initiation factor 4E binding
Source: RefSeq, a predicted model, not a curated record
CUCCGCGGGGCUGGAGGGGCGGGAGGGCCACGCUCCGGCCGCGGGCGCUGCGCGGGAGACCAUGUCCGAGGGCAGGAGCUGCAGCCAGACCCCAAGCCGGGCCAUCCCCGCCACUCGCCGGGUGGUCCUCGGCGACGGCGUGCAGCUGCCGCCCGGGGACUACAGCACCACCCCCGGCGGCACGCUCUUCAGCACCACGCCGGGAGGUACCAGGAUCAUCUACGACCGGAAAUUCCUGAUGGAGUGUCGGAACUCACCUGUGACCAAAACACCCCCACGGGACCUGCCCACCAUUCCCGGGGUCACCAGCCCUGCCACUGAUGAGCCCCCCAUGGAAGCCAGCCAGAACCACCAGCACAGCAGCCCAGAAGAUAAGCCGGCAGGGGGUGAAGAGUCCCAGUUUGAGAUGGACAUUUAAAGGACCAGCCACUGAAUCGGGCAAUGCCUUUUGGGCCCCUCUGGCCCUUCUCAGGAGAAGAGUCACACCAGCCAGGCCUUACGAAAGUUACUGUCCUGGGCAGGCUUUGGGUGUGGGGUCGGUGCCCUGGCCCUCUGCUCCCUCACUCAGGGCACCUGCUUCCCCUUCCUGUUCGUGAACACCAGCAGAUACCUCCAUGUGCCUCCAUUCGUGCAGAAGCUGCCACCCGAAGGGGAUGACUCGGAGCCCACCGCACAGCCCAGGGCCAGAGAGGGGAUAUGGAGGAGCCCGCCAGUGAUCAUCCAGCUCUUCCAGCCCCGUCCUCUGGGGAUGCACCCACCCCUUCCUUCGGCCGGUGUGGUGGGAAAGCUGCCCUCCCCCUCCCUCCCCAACAGAGGAAAUAAAAGCCACCUUCGCCCUAGGGCCAAGA